AUGCUGACAGCGGUGCUGCUGCUGAUUUUGGACCUUGGCUCCGCUGCUCCCCCAGCCAGAGAGUCCUAUAGGAUGCCACAGAGUGCACUGCAAGCACUGUCGGACCGUGGCACUGUGGUGCUCGAAGCGGCGCUGGCCAGCGCGCUGUCAGCUCUAGAGCGGGUAGCAUCGGAGCGCAGAGCGGCUGAAACCACUUGCCGAGGCUGUGUGCCCUGUCUCUUCCAGGACUGUGGACAGCGCUCUGGACCCUGUGAUAUGCCCUCAGUGGAGCCCACCUGUGAAGUCAUCAACAAGGUGCAAAAGUUACCAAAUGAACAGGAGCGGAACUGGGCAAUGAGUCAAGCAUGUGGGUUCUACCGACGACGCUGCCCAGCUGCGGAGCUGGACUCGGGUAGCUGCAUCCGGAUUAUGGGCGAGAGCUGCAGCAUGCGGGCCAUGCAAUGUAGCCUGCUCAGCACCAUGCGCAUCCUGGACACUCCUCAGGCCAAUACGCAAGCUCUCUGCGGGCACCGGCCCCCACUGGUCCACAAUGCCACACAGCCACGCUCUAAGAUUGUGGGUGGCUCGCUGGCGUCCCCAGGAAGCUGGCCCUGGUUGGUCAACCUGAGGCUGGACGGGGGGCUCAUGUGUGGGGGGGUGCUGGUGGACAGCUCCUGGGUGGUAACAGCUGCUCACUGCUUCUCUGGCAGUCGAAGUGAGAACCAGUGGACAGCAGUGGUGGGAGAAUUUGACAUAACCAAGUCUGAUCCUGAUGAGCAGAUCAUAAAGGUCAACCGCAUCGUAACUCAUCCCAAGUUCAACCCAAAGACCUUUAACAACGACAUUGGCCUGGUGGAGCUAAUGGCACCAGCGAUGCUCUCAGACCGUGUGCGUCCUGUCUGCCUGCCCUCUGGACCUGAUCCUUCCACGGGAACACCGUGCCUUGUGGCAGGAUGGGGUUCCCUGUAUGAAGAUGGUCCUUCUGCUGAGCAGGUGAUGGAGGCAAAAGUGCCCUUGUUACCCCAAAGUACCUGCAGGAAUGCCCUGGGCAAGGAGCUGGUCACCAACACCAUGUUCUGUGCUGGCUUCCUUUCUGGUGGUGUUGACUCCUGCCAGGGUGAUUCCGGUGGACCGCUCAUCUACCAGGACAAGCUUUCUGGUCGAUUCCACCUGUACGGCAUCACUUCGUGGGGUGAUGGCUGCGGGGAGCAGGGGAAGCCGGGGGUCUACACUCGGGUCACGGCCUUUGCUGACUGGAUUCAAGCUGAGAUGCAAAAAUCUGCAGAAAACCGGGAGCCCACAUGUCCAGAGCUGUUGAAGACGUCUGAGCUAUCAGAGGAGCAGCAGAGGUCAGAGUUUGGCACCUUGUGUCGCUUCUACUCUCAGUCCUGCCCCCAGGGACAAGGUGCCGCCUGCAGCCGACUCGCAGAGGACAAGUGCCGCACCCGUUUCAAGAAAUGCCAAAUGCGCUCCUUUCUGCAGACCCUCCUGGACCUGCUGCAACGUGCAGAGGACUACAUCCGGGACAAAGUAGAUCUGACAUUCUUUACCCAGACUCUCCCCCAGCUGGUGGAACACAUAUACAGCACAGCCUUCUCCACCAGGGAGCGGAGAGCUGCGCUGGCAGGUCGGAGUCACCGUGUCGCCAGAAGUCGUGGAUCUUCACCCAACGUCCCUUUUCGAGAAGGUGGGGCCCCUACUAGCAGACUGGACGGAUUAUCUGAGGGCCAUUGCUGAGGUCCUGGACCACCCUUCAGGCACUGUGAAAGUUCAGUCCCUACUUAACGAGAAAAGCCUCUUCUUGCAGGUGGAGGACACAGUUGUUGCACACCUGGGUGGAGAGUACCGCUCGCUGAUUGACCGGCUGCGCUCAAAGCUGGAUGAUAGUGCUGGACUUCCCUCCCCUACUGCUGAUCUGGGCCCAACCCAGACCGUGCUGCCAUCCCAUGAACCGAGCACGGCGCCGGGAAACUGGGAGUCUGACUCAGAGAUCUCCCUGAUGCUGAAGCCACGACCAUCAGUUGUUCCUGUUAGCAACCACCUCCCCACUACCAAGGAGGAAGGACCCUCAG
Molecule: messenger RNA, 2051 nt
Organism: Scleropages formosus (Asian bonytongue)
Lineage: Eukaryota; Metazoa; Chordata; Actinopteri; Osteoglossiformes; Osteoglossidae
Gene: prss56
Product: serine protease 56
Exons: 12
Coding region: 1-1716 (571 amino acids)
Biological process (GO): proteolysis
Molecular function (GO): serine-type endopeptidase activity
Source: RefSeq, a predicted model, not a curated record